CCCUUUCCAUUAUUAGUCGCAUGCUGAAUUGUCCUGAGUUCCCAUUUAUGAUCCGGAAUGCUAUUAAUAACGUACUGUGUACGGCAAUGCAGUAUUUUUACUUCUAUAGUAUUUGUUAUGUUUGGCAGAUUUUCUUCAAGAAUGCAUUGGUUGAGAUCAUAAAGCAAAAGCGUGAUUCAGUCUGGGAGCAAAUGUCACAAAAUAAGAUCCCGUGGAAAUUUCGAGAUUAAAGCAAGCCAUUAGGCUAGUUGUGUUCAUUUGUGACCUCAAAUAACAAGAAAAAUGAUGUUGCCAAGUAUGCAACCUGUCAGGUGCCGUUUUUGGGGGGGGGGGGUAAAGGAAUGACGUUUCUCCUCCUGCAUGGAAACGAGGCUCUAUAAUGAAAACAGGAGUAACUUUUUACGUUUGUUGAUCAAAUCAUUUCAAACGUGCAGGAUAAGUUGGGGAUCACAUAUAAGACAAUCUAAAAUUCAUGUUACUAGCACAGCAUGGAGGCGAGGCUGUCUGGAUUAUUUAAAAAAAUAUUUUUUAACAAUAAAUAAUAAAUUAUAGCUAAAGCUUCGUUUUAAGCACUGUUUAAGAUGGAAAAGCUUAAUUGGAGUACCAGUAAUGCUAUAUUGCUGCUUUUGUAAGAAAAAGGUGCUAGGACGGGCAUUUAUUAAUUGUUUUGUCUGAAAAACCACAGGGAUCCCAACUCAAAGAAAUAGUGUAAAACACGGAGAUAACAUAUUUUAAGUUUUCAUUGCAAAAUCGACUGGCGAAAUAACAUAUGCAAUAGAUGCACUAGGUCUGGGCACAAUAAGUAAGUUUUCAGUCCAACUGGUCAGCGGUAACUAUCAUCAAAACUGGGGUCCGUCAUGUUUUCUUUAUGGCAUCUGUAAGUAUGCCCCCUUUUACUUUCAUAUAAAAAGCUAUUUUUCAAAACAAGAUCUGGACACAACACUUUGUAUUAUAUGCCAAAAAGUAGCGGAAGAAGGCUUAGUUGAGAAUCAUGAAAAGGUACUUGAUUUUCUAUGCGAGUGGAACAGUUAUAAGGAUUCACGAUUUUCAGAAGCUUGGUUGCUUUUGGAGAAGUACACUGCUGAGCAGUUGUUGGCUGAGCAUGCAUCGUGGCACAGGAAGUGCUUUCAAGAUGCUACGCAUGUUAGUAAAUAAAAGAGAGCGAAAGAAAGGUUUAACAGAGAGCAGGACGAUUGUACAGUCAAGAGAAAAUCGAGAUCAACGCCCCAGUGGUUUACAAGAUCGCAGACGGUGCCACUAGACAGGGAAACAUGUUUUUUCUGCGAUCAGAGUCCUACUUACCGCGAAAACCUCCACUCUGUAAGCACAACAGAAGCAGGUCAAGCAAUUGGUAAAGCUACCGAGAUUAGUGGGGAUGAGAAGUUAAUGAUAAAGCUGUCUACAGCUAUCGAUACAAGCGAUGCGCACGCUAUUGAUAUCAAGUACCACAAUAAACGCUAUACAAUGAACGUGACUAAUGUACUGAGACGGAGACCAAGUACGUCUGUAGAGCAAUAAAGAACUUUCAUUGCAGCGCAGAUUGAGUUCUUGGACAUAGCAGAGAGGAUUUUGAAAGAAGGAAAGCUUACUAAUAUGGCGAAGAUGGAGGACACAAGAAUAUUAUAGGGGAAAAUAAUGUCGAGAAUCCCCUCUCAAAUAGGAAGUCAAUUAAGCGACUUUUACAAAUGAAAUAUGCGGUAUUGAUUCCAUAAGCCUUUAAGAAAGAAUGAAUCAGAACGUGUUUCGGUAAAAGAAACAAGGGAUGCCUCAAUAUUGUCAAUUAAGGAGGAUCAUUCUAAAACAACUCAGCUGAAGUCUCUUUAUGAAGCAGCUAUGAUCCUCAGGAAGUCCAUCAAUAAAAGCGAGCAGGGGGAGUUCAGUGGGAAGUUAGAUGACAUCAAUGAAUCUCAAAUGCCAAAUGAACUUUGCUGUUUUUUUCGUUGGAUCAUUCAAGGACCUAAGGACUUCACAUCAGACGACAAGUCAUCUGAAGUGCAUAAGCGUGCACUAAGCCUUGCCCAAACCACUAUGUCAUUGACUCUGACGGAACGUCAAGUGAGGAAUACAAAGUCUGAGGUAAUACAUGUUGCAAGAGUCAUGCCUCAGCAGCUCGCCAUUGGCAUAGCAGUUCACCAGGCUAUCAGAAGCAAAGAUAUAAUAAAUUUCCUCCAUGGUUUUGGUAUGUCCGUAGAAUAUAAUAAGAUCUUAAGAGUGGAAGCUCAGAUAGAAAAUAACGUGCUUCAGAGAAUGCAGCAAAAUGGCGGAACAUAUCUCUCUCCAGACAUCAUUCUUGGGAGGCGCGUGUUCUUCGCAGCAGACAACGUGGACUUUGCUGGAGAUACUCCAGACGGAAAGAGGAAUCUUCACGGGACAGCCAUGGCAAUCUACCAAAAGACCCACCCAGAAGACGUGACACCAGAGCUAAGGCUUGAUAGCAAUAUGCGGCAGCUGGAAAAGUUUAAGAAGGCGACGCAGGUCAAAAUGUGGCAGCAAACGAUGGCGUCGACUCUAUCCACUGCUCUGCUACUCCAGUUAGGUCAGAGAAUAACUCCCCUCUCCAAGAGACCCAACCUGGCCCCCCAGAGACGAUAGCCCCUGAAGCGGGACAAGACGAUGCCGCAAAGAUGAUGUCGACUUUAUCCGCAGCUCUGCAAUUCCAGUUAAUUCAGAAGAUAACUCCCUUCUACAAGAGACCCAGUCUGACCCCCCAGAGACCAGACUCUCUGUAAUGGGACAGGACGAUGCCUCAAAUGAUGACGUCGACUAUAUCCGCAGCUCUGCUAUUCCAUUCUGGUCUGGGUAUAACUCCCUAAUCCACGAGACACAGCCUGUCACACGGAUCUCCUCCACUGAUAGCAGCCCCCGCACAUGAGUGGAGUACCUUACUCACUGUGCUCAUGCAAGCACAAGGAAUCACCACUAACGUAAUGGGUCCUGGGCAGAAGACCGUGAUUUCCUUAGACAUGGGUUUAUACCAGCCCGCGAAAAAGCUUCAAAUGGCUAGAAAUGACCUGAAUGAUAUAAUUCUUCGUCCCGGUGAGCUCCAUAUCCUAAUGGCUGUGCUACGAACAAUAGGUUCUUACAUUGAGAACAGUGGAGUUGACCUAUGCUGGGUUGAGUCGGACUUGUAUGGCCCUACAACGUGAAGAGGGAAGAGGCAGCCCACAUGGUAACUCUACAAGCGCCGUUUUCGUUAUACCAUAAAGCAUUCAUAGCUAAACAAGAUGCAGCAAUGGUAAAGCAAAUCGGAGAAUGUGCAAAACAGCUCGAAGAUGCAUGCUUAAGCGGAAGCAUGGUAGAAGUUAGAAAUGCUGAUAAGAAAAUGGAAGACAAAGUCAAGUCUCUAGAUGUAAUUGGCAAGAUGGAAUAAUGUUCAAUAAUGUUGGAAUGAUGGAAUGAUGUUCAAUAAUGAUCACAAGGACAAUGCUGAAUUCCAGGUCUUCUUAAACUACAUGCGUAUGGUUAUGGAGAUGCUACUUUUCGUGAGAGCUGUCCGAACAGGGGACUGGAAGCUUCAUCUUACAUCACUCGAGCUACUUACAAAGUACUUCUUUGCACAUGACCGCUUGAACUAUGCAAGAAUGGUUCCCCUAUACUUGCCAGAAAUGCAAAUGCUAGAGGCUACAGACCCGGCAAUAUAUCAAGAGUUCAUGGAGGGCAAUUGGAUUGUCAACAAGAAUCCUAAUGUGUCGUUUUGUGCUGUAGGAGCGGACAAUGCCCUAGAGCAAAUAAACCGCUCUAUGAAGGUCUCAGGAGGGCUGGUCGGAAUCACAUUGAAUCCGACUGCACGUGCAAAGUUUUUUUCUUAUUGCACCAGAGCUUGCACGUCUAUCUGAAGAGGCUAAAGAGAUGGCUGGAACAACAUCAGCGCAUGAAGGUACCCACCACCACACACUAACAGCAUCUGUUCUUUCUCGAGAAGAGGGAAACAUCCAGAAGUUGUUGACAACAAUGGAGGCCUUCACCAAUCCCUUCGAUACAGACAGCACUGACCUGUUUAACCUUGUUACAAAGGUCGUUGUGCCAGCAGCAGUGAGAGCAGACCUUUUAGAUAUUUUUUUAUGACAUUGGACAAGAAAUGUUCCAAUCGUUUGUGGAGGACCGCAUCAAGUCACAAAAGAUACAUGUUUGGUCGCCAAUGAAAAAAAAGAAAUCUGAAAACAUGGCGAACAGCUUCAAAGAAGGUCAAGGUUAAAAUUGGUAAAGAGACUGUAGAACUGAAAGAGGACAGGAGCCUUUUUACUCGAAUGAUGGUUGUGUGUAAAAGUCGACCUGAGGUGGACAUCGAAGAGGCUGUUGGCACUUACGAAUUUUCUGUGGUUCCUCGUGCGAUGUUCGCGGCCGAUGGAACGAUGCUCCGCUGUCGAGCAAAUAGUGCCCUGAUGCCCCUGCUAGAGAAACUACCAACGCACCUCAUGGAAACAACAAGUCCGAAGUUUAAUCCUUGGAUAAGCCUGAAUGGAUCCGAAACUGCUCACAGCUCGCAGAUCACUUCAACAGUCGCUUAAUGGAGAAGUAGGACCAUGGAAAUGAUGAGAUCCGAGUUAUCUUCGACCGAUACGAUCUACCGUCAUCUGUAAAAGAGGCUACUCGUGUCAAGCGACAAGGGUGUGAAGUCCCUAUUCACUAUCGCAUCACACCAUCAACUCUCAUCACAAAGCUUACAAUGAACAAACUUCUUGCACAUGCAGAUACAAAGAAGGAGUUAGCGGAGUUCAGAAAACCAUCGAACAUGCCGCACAGAAUGGGAAAAGGGUUGCCAAUGUAAGGGAACAGAGAAUGACAUGUCAUACCUCAACAGCAAUCAUGAAGAAGCUGAUACGAAGAUCAUGCUGCACGCACUCAACGCCACAGCCUGUGGUGCAACUGAGAUACGGAUCCACUCUCCUGAUACAGAUGUGUUCAUUCUUGCCCUUAGGAGGUAUCCUGACCUUUGCGCUAACACCUUGUUUAUUACUGGUAAGGGCCAGCACCACCUGCAAAUCAAGCUGCAGCCAAUAGUCCGCGCUCUUGGUCCCGUCAAGACUGCUGCCCUACCAGCCUUCCAUGCCCUAUCUGGGUCUGAACACAGGAUCCUUCGCUUCCAAGGGAAAGCCAAAAUGCUGGAAAGUAUUCUGUGAAGCCAGUGAGGAGGUACUUGCCGCGAUUUCUAAUCUUAGGACGGGCAACUAUCUAAGUGUGCAGUCACAGCUCGCAGUAGAGAAGCUUGUAUGUCAGAUCUUCCUGCCGCAGACGGAAAUUGUGAGUGUCAAGGCACUAAGGUGGUGGCUAUUAAAGAAAAAGCAGGAAAGAUCGGAACGGCUGCCCCCCACAUCUGCUGCCUUAAAGCAGGCCAUCCUUCGGUCACACUACCAGUUUCUGGUAUAGAACAACGACAUAGUCGCUAACCCUGUGCUCCCAUCACCAAGUGAAUAUGGCUGGAAGUGGCAAGACGCCGAGAAGAUCUGGGUCCCUGUGAUGACAGAUCUACCACCUGCACCAGAAGCCAUUAUCCAUCUAGUCAGGUGCGGGUGCGCAAAGGAAAGGUGUAUCAACCAACGCUGCAAGUGCAGAAAGUCUGGUCUAGGCUGCACAGAUCUAUGCAGUUGCUGUGACGAUGGGGAGGAAUGUGAAAACGUUGUAAGAGAUGGGGACACAGACAAGAUUACGGAUUCUGAAGACUGUGAAGAUGGAAUGUGAAGAUGACCGCUCAGAUAUGCAUAGUUAUUAAUGAAUACCCAAUGUUUGGUAGCAAUUAUAGAAAGGCAUCACUGCAAGAGUAGAGGAGACUGUUCACAGGCUUGACUUGUCCAUACAGAUAUGACAGUAUGAUUUUGAUGAGAGAGUGUUACACCACACCUGUCAUUACUUGAAUAUAUUUCAAAAGAUAGCGUAAAACAAA
Messenger RNA from Nematostella vectensis (starlet sea anemone), 5881 nucleotides. RefSeq lists its product as uncharacterized. The coding region runs from base 1834 to 2592 and encodes 252 amino acids. The transcript has 3 exons. NCBI's taxonomy places the organism in Eukaryota, Metazoa, Cnidaria, Anthozoa, Actiniaria, Edwardsiidae. The record is from RefSeq and is a predicted model, not a curated record.